Pipistrellus nathusii (Nathusius's pipistrelle) is the source of this 519-nucleotide messenger RNA. The record is from the annotation of a GenBank genome assembly. Lineage: Eukaryota; Metazoa; Chordata; Mammalia; Chiroptera; Vespertilionidae.
AUGGACGUCACUCAUAUCCCUGAAUUUGGCAAACUUAAAUAUGUUCAUGUAACAAUAGACACCUACAGUGGAUUCAUUUUUGCCACCCUUCACAGUGGUGAAGCUUCCAAGAACAUUAUAGCCCAUGUCUUCCAAUGCCUCACCGUUAUGGGAAAACCCCAAAAGAUAAAAACAGAUAACGGGCCUGGCUAUACUUCACAAGCCUUCCAAACCUUCUGCCACCAAUUUCAAAUUAAACACAUCACAGAUAUUCCUUACAACCCCCAGGGGCAAGGAAUAGUAGAACGAGCUCAUCAGACCCUCAAAAAUACCAUAAAUAAACUUAAAACAAAUGACAUUUAUUCCACAAAAGGCUCCCCCCAUAAUAUCUUAAAUCAUGCCUUAUUCACCCUUAAUUUUUUACAAUUAGAUAAUAAAGAAAACUCAGCUGCAGACCGCUUAUGGCACCAAGAAACAAAAAACCAAUAUGCAGUCGGGACCGGUUUGGCUCAGUGGAUAGAGCUUCGGCCUGUGGACUGA